Molecule: messenger RNA, 1727 nt
Organism: Funneliformis mosseae
Lineage: Eukaryota; Fungi; Glomeromycota; Glomeromycetes; Glomerales; Glomeraceae
Source: the annotation of a GenBank genome assembly
AUGUUUCAUUUACCACCAUCGGAAAUUCUAAGUGCGAGGGAUUAUAUCGAUAUUAUGGACGAUAUAAGUAACCUCGGGAUAGUCAAUCACUUGGAUAAUUUUGAAAGAAAAAAUACUCCAACAAUUGUCGUAUUCGGUGAUCAAUCAUGCGGUAAAAGUUCCCUCAUGCAAAGGUUUACCGGUGGCUUACCAGUCCCAAUUGGAACUUCGUUGUGCACAAGAGCGCCUUUCGAAAUACACAUGAUACAAUCCGGGGAACCAAUACGUAAAAUCACUUUACGUUACAUAGAGGACAAAAAUCAUAGACCGAUGACAUCGAGAGAGGUGGAAUUUGCCGAUCUAACCAAUUCGUAUAAAUCGGAAUUCGAAAAAAAAUUACGUGAUGCUCAACGUUAUGUACUAAACCCAAGUAUUAAAGAUAUCAAGUCGCGAUUGCCUGAACCAAAUAAUGAUGAGUUAUCUUUUACAAAAAAUGCCGUAUGUCUUACAAUUGGUGGACCCGCGCAAAAUUAUAAUUUUUCCUUGGUUGAUUUACCAGGUUUCGUGCGAAACGUUGAAUUGAACGAAAGUUUUAUAAUGUCCUUGGUGGAGGAAUAUAUUAAAAGAGACUCGGCAAUUCUAGUACCAAUAUUUCAAGCAACCGCCGAUAUUAGUACGCAAUGCGCGUUGCGACUUGCAUGUGAUGCAGAUCCGGAUGGUUUGCGUACCGUAUGUGCCUUGACAAAAAUUGAUCGUAUCAUGGAUUACCCAAAUGAUGACGAUAAGCAUUUGGAACUCGCUGAACUAGUAAAAAGUAAAGGAGAAUAUCAGUGUACAAAUGGUGUUUAUAUUAUAAGAAAUCGAUCUAGCAUAGAACCAGAAGAUUCGGAUGAUGCAUUGGAAAACGAGACGAUUAAGGAGCUCAAAAAACACAAAGCUUGGAAAGAUGUACCAAUCAAUAUGUUUGGUUUACAAAAUUUGGUCAUGAAAUUAAUGGAAUUACAAGAACAGUGUCAUAAACGAUCUUGGCCAAGGAUACAACCCCAUUUGGAAGAUUGUAGAGAUGAUUUUGAAAAAAGGUUAAAUAACCUUCCGCAUAGAUCUAAUGAAAACCCAAUCAUACGUUUCUCGGAAUUAAUUGGAAUCUUUGAUAAAUCGUUCACUUCUCACGCAAAUGCCGAAAAUGUAGACCAUAAAUUAUAUCGUGGACAACAAUCGAACUUUGGUCAAUUUGAUCAAACAUUAUUAAAAACUCGUCCUAUAUAUAUACUCUCGUUUGACGGAGGAGAAACGAAUGCCGAAAUUUUUGAUCCCAUUAAGCCUGGUGCAUUACAAUGGAGGAAAGAAUUUUCAGCUGAAGAUUGGAAAGAAUUCGACUUUGACGAAUAUGCAAGCGAUUCAAAAUAUUUGUGGACAAUGGAUCAACUUUAUGAAGUUGUGCAAGACCAACAAGGUGGACAAUUGGUUGGUUAUUUUCCAUAUAAAGCCGUAGUUUCUAUUCGUGAAGACAGAAAUAAUGAGUCAACUAAACAAGUACUGGAAGAUAUAGAAAAACUGGAUCUUGCAACAGAAGCGCAGCAAUCAAAUGCUUCUAUGUCUGUGAUGUUUAUUCUAAGGAAUACCAUCAAGGAACAUGCUUUUCUUGCUGCUACGGGAGCUUUAGCGUAUUGGAAAAUGUCACAUUCAAAAUUUCGAGAGAUCGUACCACGUAUAGUAGAAUAUUAUCUCGUACAUCAAUUCGCUAUCCG